This is a messenger RNA of Styela clava, 473 nucleotides long. NCBI's taxonomy places the organism in Eukaryota, Metazoa, Chordata, Ascidiacea, Stolidobranchia, Styelidae. The record is from RefSeq and is a predicted model, not a curated record.
UGCUGGGGAAACGGGGGUUAGAAAAUCCCUACACCACUUGUGGGAUUGUGCCAAAAAUGGCACGCAAAGAGAUCGCAGGUGGUAGAUUACAGAUUGGCGCAGUAAAGGAGGAAUCACUGAAGAGGCUUUGCAACAGGAAGCGACAAAACAACAGACCGUCAGACCCAGGUACAAUCGAGGAGCCACUGCAACAACAACACAUACCAAAGGAUUUUUUAGUUGACGACGCUAUAGUAAACGGUGCACGUCACAUAAUCUUUUCAACAAGAAAACAACUUUCACUCCUGUCGAAGUCAAAUGCUGGUAUAUGGAUGGGACGUUCGACGUGGUUAAAGACCCAUUUUAUCAACUUUUUUCUAUCCAUGCAUUCAUCAGGAGCGGCGAAUGCUCGAAACAAAUUCCGAAACAAAUAUAUAUAUGUCUUUGUACUUCUUCCACUUCUUUUGUUUUAACAUGUUUUAUUUUGUUUUAGG